GGGCCGGGGCCGUGUGGUGGGGCGCUGCGGAGCAGGUGCCGGGGCCCCGGGGCCGCGGCGGCCGCCUCGGGCGUGUGCAGGGGGUGGCCCUGCGUGCGGCGCGCCCCUUUAGGCGCAGGCCCCGCCCCGCCCGCCCGGCCAGCCGCCGCCAUGAUCUGCCUGGUGCUGACCAUCUUCGCUAACCUCUUCCCGGCGGCCUGCAGCGGGGUGCACGAGCGCACCUUCCUGGCCGUGAAGCCCGACGGCGUGCAGCGGCGGCUGGUGGGCGAGAUCGUGCGGCGUUUCGAAAGGAAGGGCUUCAAGCUGGUGGCGCUGAAGCUGGUGCAGGCCUCCGAGGAGCUGCUGCGCGAGCACUACGCGGAGCUGCGCGGGCGCCCCUUCUACGGCCGCCUGGUCAAGUACAUGAGCUCGGGGCCCGUGGUGGCCAUGGUGUGGCAAGGUCUGGAUGUCGUGCGCGCCUCGCGGGCGCUCAUCGGCACCACGGACCCUGUGAACGCCCCGCCCGGCACCAUCCGUGGGGACUUCUGCGUGGAGGUCGGCAAGAACGUGAUCCACGGCAGCGACUCGGUGGAGAGCGCCCGCCGCGAGAUCGCGCUCUGGUUCCGGUCCGACGAGCUCCUGUGUUGGGAGGACAGCGCGGGGCACUGGCUGUACGAGUAGCUGCCCCCCACAGGACGCCCCCUCGGACUCGGAUGGGGCUGGUGGGCAGGACAGCUGGCACUCAGCUGGCCCCCGUUUCUUUUCAUAAUAAACUGUAGGAAGACCGUG
Sciurus carolinensis (gray squirrel) is the source of this 768-nucleotide messenger RNA. It is a transcript of the gene Nme3, whose product is annotated as NME/NM23 nucleoside diphosphate kinase 3. Lineage: Eukaryota; Metazoa; Chordata; Mammalia; Rodentia; Sciuridae. The record is from RefSeq and is a predicted model, not a curated record. Gene Ontology annotation, molecular function: nucleoside diphosphate kinase activity. Gene Ontology annotation, biological process: GTP biosynthetic process; UTP biosynthetic process; CTP biosynthetic process. Bases 151 to 660 code for a protein of 169 amino acids. The transcript has 5 exons.